Molecule: messenger RNA, 2110 nt
Organism: Maniola jurtina (meadow brown)
Lineage: Eukaryota; Metazoa; Arthropoda; Insecta; Lepidoptera; Nymphalidae
Product: dipeptidase 1-like
Exons: 2
Coding region: 260-1759 (499 amino acids)
Biological process (GO): proteolysis
Molecular function (GO): metallodipeptidase activity
Source: RefSeq, a predicted model, not a curated record
CGGCCAGCUCGCUAUGCGCGUCGCCGUGCGGUCAGCUGCGCCCGCCGCGGCCGGAGCGACCCGGGCCCGCCGAGAGCUCCGCGCCGCCGCCGGCGCCCCGCUGCGUUGAGUGGGAGCUGCAUGGUGAGGCGAGCCGCGCGGGGGGCGGGGCGGCAGGUGGCUCCGCGCAGGUGCGGCCCGCGCACGGGCCCCGGUCGCAGUAGCAGCGCGCGGAGGCGCGGGCACGCCGCGGCGCGCGCCCGCCCGCCUGCUCGCGCUCAUGGAGCCGCCCUGGGAGAUCGAACUCGAGCUCCGGAGGCACAUCGAGAACUGCGCGUGCACCUGCGACCACAUGGGCUACGGGAACUACAUGGACUACCAGGUGGCGCCGGCUCACGCCUGCCUGUGCCGGGCUAUCACGUCUCCGCAUGCCCACGCGGCAGUACCGGAGGGCAUGACUUUUCCUGGUUCACUGCCAGAUGUUGCCGAGAGAUGUGGACGAUGGGCGCCGGAUUCGUUAUCAGCAUCCGCAUCAGGGAGCUCUGACGAAAAGCCCACGCCGCGGCGACCGCGCUGGCGCAUUGCCCUGGCAGCGCUGGUGGUGCUGGCCGCGCUCGGGGCCGCUCUGGCACUGCCACUCGCGCUCGGCGGCGGGGGACGCGCAACGCCCGAACAGAGGUUGACAACUAUUCGGCGCAUGUUACGUGAUUCGCCGCUCGUCGAUGGCCACAACGACUUAGCAUGGAAUGUUCGGAAAUUUCUACAUAAUAAAAUUGGAGAUUUUAAUUUAAGUGCCGGUUUGGAAGGUUUGGAGCCGUGGGCCCGCUCGCGCUGGUCUCACACGGAUAUCCCGCGGCUGAGGGACGGGCAGGUCGGCGCGCAGUUCUGGUCGGCGUACGUACCGUGCGGCGCCCGAGACAAGGACGCCGUGCAGUUGGCACUCGAACAGAUGGAUGUCAUAAAGAGAAUAGUGGAUAUGAACGCUGCACAUCUCGCUUUAGUCACUGAUGCUACAGAGUUGCUAGAUGCGCAUCGUGAAGGAAGAAUUGCUUCUUUGAUAGGAGUGGAAGGUGGCCAUGCCCUGGGCGAUUCUUUAGCGGUUCUCCGUGCUUUUUAUAAUCUCGGUGCUCGAUAUCUUACGGUGACUCAUACAUGUGAUACGCGAUGGGCGCGCGCCGCUGGCACCUCAGGUGGACUCACAGAGUUCGGACGCGCCGUGGUUCGUGAAAUGAAUCGUCUGGGUAUGAUCGUGGACCUUUCGCAUGCCGGCGAAGAGACAGCGCGCGACGCUCUGGAAAUGUCACAGGCACCUGUAGUAUUUUCUCAUUCGGGAGCCGCCGCAAUUUGUAAUUCUUCUAGAAAUGUACCAGACGAGCUGUUGCGUAUGAUCGCUGCGAACGGAGGCGUGGUGAUGAUUAAUUUCUACGCAAAACUCGUCACGUGCGGCGAGCGCGCGACCGUAGAGGACGUCGUAGCGCACAUCAACCACGUCCGGAGCGUAGCCGGCGUGGAGCACGUGGGGCUGGGCGCGGGGUACGACGGCAUCGACGCGCCGCCCGAGGGGCUCGAGGACGUGUCGCGCUACCCGCACCUGCUGGCCGAGCUGCUGCGCGACCCCGCGUGGAGCGAGGACGACGUGCGCAAGCUGGCCGGCAUGAACGUGGUGCGCGUGCUGCGGCACGUGGAGCGCGUGCGCGACCAGUGGCGGCGCGCCGCCGUGCUGCCGGGCGAGGAGACGCCGGGCGCGCGGCGCGGUGAGUGCGCGUACGGGCCCGCGUGACGCAGGCUGCGAGCCGCGCGCUUCCGCGGCCCCCCUCGUACUGCUCAAUAUUGACAUUUGUUGACCGUAGUUAUACAUGUAUAUUAGUGUCCAAAUGUGAUUUAGAGAUUAAAGUAAUCUUUACCUGACCUCGAUGCACAAAUUGUUUAGCUAAGGAGCCGCGCGUGCUGGGUAGUUCGUCGACGUCGGCCCGCGGCCCGGCCGCUGAACUCUUCUCCAUCCACGCACACGACUUCGUUGACGAAAGCCCAACGCGAUCCGCGAUUUAUAUGAUGUGAGUCAAGAUUUAAUAAAAAGGAUUAUAAAAAUUAAAAAGGAAUAAUGUGUUUAUAGAAAAAUAAAUAUUCUUUA